GCGAGUGAGAAAGUGAGCCAGGCAGGGCAGGGGGCGUGGAGAGGCGGGCCGGCCAGGGAGUUUUCCAAGCAUGAGGUUGUGGUGCCGAGUCUGAGCCACGCAAGGACCAAAAGACACCUUGACUCCACCAUUCACGAGGACGGCCACGUGCAUGACAUCACGCUGGGCUUCACUCUUGAUGACCAGGACAUCCUUGUGGACCUGCAGCUCAACAGAGACCUGCUGCCGAAGGACUACUUUGAGAAAUACUACCAGAAUGGGAGUCACCACAUACACCGGCCUAAUGGGGAGAUGGCUGGCUUGUGUCACUACCAGGGUGUGGUGCGCGGCAGGGAGGGGUCCUGGGCGGCACUGUCUACCUGCCAUGGCUUGAGUGGCGCGGUGUUCGAUGGCACGGAGCUUCACUACAUUGAGAGGGUCCCCGAGUCACCACCGGCCGUCCACAGCCCUCACUAUGUCUUCAAACACUCGCACAUCAUCCCGCAGAAUUUGUCUUGCGGUUACUCAGGGAAGCCUCAUCCAGUGCGAGAUUUGUUCCAUGAUGAAACUUUCACCCGCCUACUAAGGUACAAGCGUAGCAGCAGCAGCAGCAGUAGUAGCAGCAACCACGACGACAAUGGCAUCCAUGGCCACUCCAGCAGCAACAGCAACAUCCGUGGCCCCUUCAACGCCAACCCUCUGUCCCGCUAUGUGGAGCUGGUGCUGGUGACAGACAGGGCCGAGUAUGAAAAGUAUGGCCAUGAGGAAGCCAAGCUGUUUCACCGGUGCAAGGACAUCGCCAACAUUGUCAAUGCGCUGUAUCAGCCGCUAAACAUCUUCAUCGCCCUGGUCGGGGUGGAGGUAUGGAAGGACGAGGACCAGGUGGAAAUCUCUAAGGAUGGUGACAAGACGCUCACCAACUUCCUAAACUACCGGAAAGUUCGUCUCAUACGUGAUCACCCAAAUGACAACGCCCAGCUAUUGACUGGGAAGCAGUUUGAUGCCGGUGUGGUGGGCAAGGCGUUGAAGGGACCCAUCUGCACCUACCAGUACUCUGGCGGUGUCAACAUGGACCACAGCGACACAGUGGGCUUGGUGGCCACCACAGUUGCCCAUGAGAUGGGUCACAACUUUGGCAUGGAGCAUGACAACGAGGAGGAGUGCGAGUGUCCAGACAAGCGGUGUAUCAUGGCACCGUCCUCAGGGUCUAACAGCCCCACACACUGGAGCAGCUGCAGCUAUGAGUACCUGGCGCUGUCCUUCGAGCGCUCCAUGGACUACUGCCUGCGCAACAAACCCACCAGCCUGUUUGACUCCCCCGUGUGUGGCAACGGCUUUGUGGAGCCCGGGGAGCAGUGUGACUGUGGCCUGCCUGACUACUGCACCAACACCUGCUGCAAUGCCACCACCUGCAUGCUGUACCCCAACGCCACCUGUGCCACCGGCCACUGCUGCGACCUCCAGACAUGCCGCCCCAGGAUGGCCGGGGUGGAGUGUCGAUCGUCCGUCCAUGAGUGUGAUCUGCCUGAGUACUGCACUGGGGAUUCUGAGUACUGCCCCAGCGACGUGUUCAAGGCUGAUGGCCACCAAUGUCAGCACGGACAGGCCUUCUGUCAUGGCGGCAUGUGCCGCACCCACGGGGAGCAGUGCAAGCUGCUGUGGGGGCCAACGGGGCAGAGUUCAGAUGACCAGUGUUACCGCAUGAACACUCAAGGCAGCCACAAGGGGAACUGUGGCUACAACUGGGUCAAUGAUACCUACUAUCGCUGCAGCAGCGAUGACAUCAAGUGUGGGCUGCUCCACUGCAUGCACCUCAACGAGCGUCUGGAGUUUGGCAUGGAGAGUGUCAGCAAGGUGUCACACAGCUUCCUGAAGGGCAAGGAGGGUGUCAUCCCAUGCCGCGUGGCGCUGGUGGACAUGGGCCUGGACAUGGUGGACCCAGGCCUGGCUCCUGAUGGUGCCAAGUGUGGGAAGGGCAAGAUGUGCAUCAACCAGCGCUGCAUGCCCGUUGCCAACCUCAAGUUGGCAGCGUGUGACUGCCACGGGAACGGCGUCUGCAACAAUAAUGGCCACUGCCACUGUGACGUGGGGUACGCCCCCCCAGACUGCCUGUACCCUGGCCUGGGGGGCUCCCAAGACAGCGGGCCGGCGUCCAACCCUCAUGCAACUAACACAUUCGUUUUAGGAAUGUUUGUGUUCUUCCUGGGCAUCGUGCCGGCGGUGAUGAUGCUGCUCGGCCUCACCUACUAUGCCCGGGGCAACCUGCAGUUGUGGUGGAAGACCAAGGGGCGGCCAGCCACCUCAAAACUGUCACACGUGGAAACCAACAACAAGACUGCUGCUCCCUCUGCCCCGGCCAUGGAGGUUGGUGUGGUGGGCUGGUCGGUGGACCUUGCCGUGCCACAGACCAUGCCCAGUCCUCGCUCCCCCACACCACCCUCCUCCCAGGGAUCUAAGAGCAAUAGUCCCCUGCUCAAUGGACACGCUGCUGCCAUAUCUAAUAGAUUACUGGUUGAUAAGCCAAGCUCCCCAUCAGGCACCAUUCCUGGGAAGUAUGGCUUUACAAUAUCUCCACGCACAGAAACCUCCAAUGGAGUGGGUGGGGAACCUGUCCCUGCCAUUCCCCCUCCUCCCCAGGGCAACAUAUCCUCCCCUGCUCAUGCCCCAACUUCAAACACUGCCAAUGGACAAGCCUGUGGGUGGAAAGUCAAGCCACUGCCAGGGGCCAAGAUGAGCAUAAGUGGCCCCAGCCUCCAGGGUUCCACCAACCCAGCCAUUGCCAGCCACGUGCCAUCCAGGAUAGCCCCACCACCCCCCCUGGCAGCACAGCAGACAAACACCUUUGCUGGGUCUCCCUCUGGCCAUCCUGCCCCACUGCCUCCAGUGGCUGUGGUCACUCCCUCCCGCCGGCCACCCCACCUGGCUGUCCGCCCUCUGUCUGUGCCUGAUGCAGCAUCACUCAUCACGCAGGCAGGCAAGCAAGGGAACCAGCCUGAGGUGAGCUCUGAGGUCAAGCGGCCAGAAGGAGACAAGCCAUCAACAGUGGCCAGGAUUGCCUCCUUCCUCACCAAGAAGGACAAGCCUGGAUCAGAAGCCUCUGAGGCUGACGUGGAGGCUGGCCACUGCAACACACUGCCCAGGAAAGCUGCCAAGAUCAAGAGAGAGAGUCUUGUCCAGCUGGAAAUCUCUGCACCAAUGGAACUCCAGGCCACUGAACUCCCUGCCAACCUGGUGCCAGUGAGGUCAGCACCAAGCCCACCAGCGGGCAGCUUGAAGCCCGGCCAGGACAGAGUGUCCCCAGAGGAGAACACCAAGCCUGCCAAGGUGUCGUGGGCCCCAUCCGUUCCUCAGGACAAGAUUCCAGCCCCAGGGGACUCUCGGCCCAAGGUGAAAGCAACCUUGUCCACCCCAGCCAAGGGUCAGGGUGAGGGCAAGCCUGAGCUGCAGCGGAUGGCCAGUGUGCGGGAGCCUCCUGUAACAAUUCGUCCUGCCAUUCCAAAGUUUGGAUCAAUGCGUGCACCCCGCCCCAAGAGCCUGCCUCCCACUCGGCCCUCAGAGCCACCCCCCCGUCCCCCGCUGCCCAUGAUCCCUGGCACACCAGAGUCAGAGUGUUACUAUGAUGACUGUCUCAAUGUGCAGGAGGGGGUUGCUCCUCUAGUCAGUGCUGAUGAAGAUGGCUCCCCCACUGAGAACAUUUAUGCCACCAUUGAUGACCAGACGCCAGAAGAUAGUGACUCUCCCCUGCAGGAGGUGACCUAUGCAGCCCCUGAAGAGACAAGGAAGGAAAAGAAGUCCAUAUUUUCCUUCCUUUACAACAAACCAAAAAAGAAACUGAGCAAGGACAAAGGGUCUCCAGAAGAUGAUGUUUCCUCUGAGCCCGUUUACACCAACCUGGUGGAGCUCCCGCCAGAGAGUGAAGCAAAGAUAGAGGAUGGGGAAACCUCCUCAGCCAGCAGUGCCUCAGCCUCAGUCAGUCCCCCUAGUGGCAUUGGUGGCCAUAGGACCAGCACCGGCAGCUCAGAAGAUGGUGGGUUACUCUCAGAGAUUGUGACAGAGCUCUCCUGCCGAGAUGCAGACUUUGUGAGUGCCCUAGCCAAGAAGCGGAAGAAGAGUGCUGUAAAAAGUGCCAGUGAGGAAGCCAAAGGCAGCAGCUCCACCAAGGCUAAACCAUCCCUGCCUUCCAUCACCAGUGAAGGAAACUUGUCUGCCAUCAAAACCAGUAGUGGCAGUGGCAACAUGAGCAAGAGUACCUCAGAGCCUUGGGGGGCAGGCAUGAUGGGGAAGGCAGCCACUGGUAAAGUCUCACUCACCAGUCCCUCUUCCCCUCCUGCAGCUGCUACUAGUGGAAAGAAACCAGCCUCCAACUCUGAGCCUCGUGGCAUCCUUAACUAUGUCAAUGCAGCCAAGUCUAAGAUCUCUGGCCCUGCCUCUUCCUCCCCUGCACCUGCUCCUGGCUCAGCUGUCAGGUCAUCCUCAAGCUCACACAAACUGAAGGAAAACAACACCAUCACUCCAACAACUCCUGCAACUACAACCACCCCCACCAUUACCACCACUGCCACCACUGCUACCACCCGCAGUUCUGUCCCCAUCACCACAUCCUCCAACACCACCACCCCCAUGACACUUGCUGCCUCACUGGCUGCUGUAAGAGCAGCUGGUGCAGCAGCAGGAGAAGCAGCAGCAGUAGCCAGCCUGGCAGGUAACAAGAAAGAGAGCCAAGCUGCUGCACCAAAAUCCAGCUUCUUACAUAACAGACCAACAACUCAGCCUCCAGUGAGUGUUUCCAGCCCAACCUCCACCACCUCCUCCUCCCCUCCCUCCUCCCUCACCACCACCACUGCUGCCAGUCCUACAAAUGUACAAACAGUUCCCUGUAGCAGCACAGCUCCAGCAUUCUGGCCUGGCCGGCCUGUCUUCCCACCAGACAAAAUUGUGUUCCCUCCCGACAAGGUCGUCUCAGAGAUCCAGCCAAAUGACAAAAAGACGCCCACUGAGAAGGCUGCCUCCAAAGGGCAGCGAGAUGCUGGAGGAGGUAAAGGAAUCAUCACCUCUCCCACCAGAGGCACUGGUUCCAGCACCUCACGAGGUAGAGGCACCUCCCCUCCUGCUAAAGUUACCUCACCCCUCCCCAAGCCAGGGAGUGCUGGUGCUGCUUCCCGAGGUCUCACACCAUCGCGGAGCACCACAUCCAGCAGGAGCAGCAGUGCCGGGGGGAGUGGGAUGGCCGAGAGGAGUCGGAGUGCCACACCCCAGUCAGGCGGGAGAAGACAGACACCACCAGGGGGGAACAAAGGGGAGGCCAAACCUGUCCCAAAGGCCACUGACAAAUCAGGCAACAAAGUGACAGAGAAGGCACCUGUCAAGGCGGGGGCCAAGACUGCCGAUAAGUCAACUGAUAAACCGGCCCCCAAGCGAUUGGGUAGCAAGUCAGCACCUGCUGGGGCUCGGCCCGGGACGUCAGUGGAGCAGGGCAAAGGCGGCAGCAGGCCAGUGAGGACCAGCAACUCACUUGUGGCAUCAAUGCAGCAGAAGUUUGAAAAGAAGGAGUCUGAGGCCCAGGACACCAAGCCACUAGGGAAGGCUGGAUCAGCCUCAGCCAGGAAGAGUGUGGAGGUGAAGCCAGCUGUGGCACCCAAGCCGAAGUAAACUGACAAGGCCUUGGCCUUCAUGGAGACCUCUCAAGACUUGACCGAGUAGUAAGAGUGAUAUCUUACUGUGCAUAAUAUACUCAACAAGUGGAGCUACAGUUAGUGUUGUUGUUGUUAAGGACAAGACCUGAAGUAUGGACUUCUUGCAGGCCUGAGUGAGGCAGGACAAACUGUGAUAUGUGGAUGAGUGUGCUCAUGGCCUCCACCUCCACUUUCUCCACCUCACCAUUCACUCUCUCACCCUCUCCCCCUUGGACCUCACCACUACAGCUCACAUUUCAUGCCUUCAGAGUUUCAAAAAAGACUUAUAAAGCAAGUCUUUGUCAAUAUAUUAUACUCUGCAAACCAAAGAUAUUUGUUAUAAUUUUUAAACAGUAUUAAAUUGUUUGUUCUAUUAUGGUUGCAUUGUACUGUUAGGACUUGCUGUGUUGGUGGUGCCGCCUCUCCCUAGUCCAGAUGGCGGCCUCACCCCCCACCAUUGUUGCUGACGCAUUUGUUUUGUACUUACGCAUUGCAGUCAGACCUGGGGUCAUUCUGUACACUCAGUUAACAAGCAUCAUUUUAUGCUACCUAUCACUACAAUGGACUUUAAAAUUUGACACAGUUUUUUGUCAACAAAUUAAGAUGUUAUUACAUAUAGUCACCUUUCUUAUGUAUAGUGUUAUGAGACAACUAACAAAAUUUCAUGAUGUCCAUUUUUGUUUGUCAGACUUGAGAAGGAAGUGCACUCUUUGUACAGCACAAGAAAAUCUUGCCAAGAAAACACGAGAGCAAAGCUUACCUUGAAUAUAUUUUUGGAAAGGUAAAAUUCCUAUAUUUGUUUAAUGUUUCAGUCCAGCACUGUAAGUUCUUGAUCAGUCUGCUUCAAUUUGUGAUUGACCCCAAGUCUGAUUUCAGCAUUUUCAUUUAUUACUGAUGGUGCUUGAAUUUCACUAUGUGUUAAGAUGUUGAUACAGAAACUGACGAAAAGUGUGCUGAUGUUUUCAGAUGCACUGCUUAGGGAUCAAUGUAGAAGGAAGUUUUCACCUCCUUGGAAACUUUAGUUGAGUUACAGGAAUGGCAUAUUGAUUCAUCAUUGCUUUUAUCUAUAGUUUAGUACAUUUGUAAAUUUAGUUUGUGUCUGUGUAUCAGCAGAUGCCCUGCCAGCCAUUCCUCCUGGGAUGUUUGGCUCACAUGUUUCCCAAGCCAUUGUACCUUUGUGUCAGUCAGGACCAAUACUUCCCUCUGCAUUUAGAACCAGCAGGUAACAUGUUUAUAUAUUUUUUGAUAGACACUCACCCCUGACUUACACAUGGACAGACAGACAUCUGUACAGAAUGACAGACACACAUAGGCCAUAUCCAUCUCCUUCAGUGGUGAUGGAUCUUGAGGGGGAUGUUCCUUCACUUCACCAUUCUCACUCUCCAGCAGUCUGUGUGUUGCAUCAGUACUUAAGUGUCUGUAUCUCACCCUCCUCAGCCUCACUGUGAGUAUCAGGAGGACCUUGAGUGAUGCAGUGUGGGGAAUGUCAGACUGGUUUCUUUGAUGCCACCAGAAGGCUGUCGUGUCAUCACUUGGAUGUCCCUGUAGUGUGUCCUCGGAUGUAACUGUGUGCUCCUGUAAACACUGUCCAUGUAGGAGAGUCAGUGUUCACCAUCUCUGUUGUACACCACCUGCAAGUAUCUGUCCCCAUUUUGCCACACAUUUCACCCUCAUCAACUCAUUUUUGUUUUCACAGGUGCAGUGGAAUGCAGUGCAGAGUGUGCAUCAUUGUGCUUAGAGAUGGUUUUGCACUUGUUGUGACGGCUAGGGCUGGGCAUCACUGAGAGUUCAGGUGGAUAUAGCAAGGUAACUUAUUCACUGGCAAACUUUUUUUGUAUGCAGGUCAUUGCAGCAAUUUUAAAACCUGAAGUAAUUUUAAUUUUUUGGACUAUAUCCAAGUGUGUGAUUGAGAAGAGUGAUUCAUAACUUAGCAAGGGAAUUGACAAAUUUAAUUCUUCCUUGGGUCCUGAGUCUAGUCCUUGUAUGAGCCCAUGGUAGUCAUCAAGGCAUGCAUACAUGUAUUUUCCCACCAUAUAUGCAUUUAUAUUUUUCAACAUAAACAUAUUUAGCCAGUCAUUGUGAGGGAAGUGUCUUGGUUAGGGUGUGAGUUUUGAUUUCUUGUAGAGGGGUUUUAUUACUGUUGGCAUCACUGUAGACUUCAGUUUUAUUCUGUAUUUCUUCUACUGAAAUCUCAGGUGUCUUAGAAGUUUAUGAAGGCAGGUUUCCUAUUCCUCAUGAGUGAAAGUGUUUGUGUAUCGGGCACAGUUGUUAGUGGAUCACAGCACAGUGCUUAUUGAGCUGGCUGGGUUGUAGGAUGCAGGACUAGAUGGUUUACGGGACAGAUUGUGUACAUGCUCAGCCUACCAGGAACUCACCUUUGACACCGGAACAUGUUAGAAAAUAAUAAUGGCAGGUGUCACACUUCAGUGACCAGGCUGUGAUAGAACACCACGCAGGACUCAGCACCAGAGUGGCUCAGCAGAGCACUGGGGAAUGCUGAUGGAAGCCUUUCUGUAAGGUUUUAUGAAGUAUUUGGGUUUUCAUUCGGAAGAGAUUAGAAACCACCAUCUUAUAGAAGGUUUUGUUAAGGGCUUCUUUGUAGGAGUUGGCAGAAGUGUUUUGAAAAUGCUAGAAAUGAUAAAGGUGAUGUUACAGUUAUACCUUGACAGACUUCAAGAGUUUGGUGUCACUUUUGUGAAGGCUAAGAAUGCAAAGAGUUAAAUGAACACUACUUCUUGUAUUGUGUUGUUAGUACUGGAAAUUGUAAAGAAAAGUACAGUUGAAGGAGCUGAAAACUGAUAAAACAAAUUUUCUGUAACUUUAAAGGAAAAAUGUUAGGUGUGGAGUGACUGAUGCCACUUAAAGUCAUUAUGGAAUUUCCAUUACCUCCAGUUUUUGUGCUGCACAGAGCACUGAGCAUUGUGGUGCAGCUUGAACAUGUACGGGAUAUUGUAGACUCUCUUGGGUCAUGGAAGCUAUGACUAAUUCCUUAUUUACAUAUGAAAUCAAAAUACUAAUGGAACACAGCUUUGACAGAUUGCUCUCCUUAACUGCUCACAAUCUCUGCUGUGGUAACACUUACAUCAGCAUGUUCAUGGAAAGCUGUCCUGCUCCACAACUUAUCACUUGCUUCCAAGUGGUGUAAGUCCUCCACCAAGCUGAUCUCGCUCAUGUUUUCUGCUGGUUUUCUGCUGCUCCAUUGCCGGGCCUCAAAAUGCACUGCCCCACAUUAGUCAGGUGGUCCAGUAUGUAUAGAUAUCAUUCUUCUCUCAUCAUGUAAACUUCUGCCUUGCUGGAUGGAUACAGGGAUGUGCAGGGAGUGUUCUCUGGCCACCAUGGUUGGCCCAACACCACACAUAUCGAAUGGGUGUCUGCAACCACCCUUGUCCUCUCCUCCUGUACUCAAAUUGAAAAAAUAAACAUGGCUCAGCUUAACUCUGAAAUCCCUCAAACAGGGCAUGAGGUUCUAUAAGGUAUAUUGUCUGCAGCACUGCAGCUCCCUUCCUUCUGUGGGUGGGUGCUGUCUGGACCGCUCACUGCCGGCCAGAGUUGAGACUUCAGGAUUGUCUGAAAACUGGUUAAGUUUUUACAGUUUUAAAAAGGAGGACUUCAGUCAAGAAAAUUAAUAUUGAUGCUGAGUAUCCUCAUCUGCCUCAGUAUAAAAAGAUAGUUUUAUCACUGUGCACUUUGCACUGUUAAGAAAUUGAAUAAUUAUAUAUAUAUUUUCCUAACAUUAUGUUGUUGUUGAACAAAUUGGAUGUUAAGCUUGGUAAAUUCCUUUCCCAUAUCCUUUCCCCAACUUUACACAUGACCAAUUUUUGUUCUCUCCACGGCCAUGCCUGACAAAGUGCUAUAUUUUGGUUUAACAGCAUUGUGGUCACAUUUCCUGAAGUAGAACAACACAAGUGGGCAGCCAGAUCAGGUGUGCCUCACAUGGGCAUUAAGACUUUGAGUGGUGAUGGGCAUUGGCUUGAAUUAAAAUCCAUCUCCCCAGAAUUCUUGUGAAAAAAUAGUAGCCCCACAAGACAUUACUAUAUCAUGUUGAAGCUUUGUACAUAGUGUGUGUGUGUGUGUGUGUGUGUGUGUGUGUGUGUGUGUGUGUGUGUGUGUGAAAGUAUGAAGGUGUGUAUGAGUGUGUGUACUAAAUGUAAACAAGUUAAUACUACAGAUCACAUGCAUUUUAGCAGUGAGGGUCCAGACACUGCUUCAGAUGACAAGGAAAAGAAAAGACCUGAUUACUUAUUAAAGGACAAAACACAACCUGAGCUUCUGCAUCACCAGAUAUUAAUGUUAUUCCAAACACCCAAAAAACUGAGCGAUCCAUUGAAAUGGAGAAGUAAAGGUUCAUCAAGUCAGGGGUGUGUAUGCCCUUCCUUCUUACAAUCAAAAUAUAUACAUUCAUAGAAGAAUUUAGCUUUUUUAUAAAUGCUGAGUGCCAGGGAAUGACAUUAUGCUAAACGCCGGUGUGGUGGCUGCUGGUGUUAGCUGUCCUAGGAAGUUUGUGUGGCUUCCCUUUGCCAAGCCAAGAGUGAUAUUAUGGAGGAGACAAGGCAACACCCAUCACACCAACAGUUUUUUGUAUGCUAUUUAUUAAAGUGAUUGUAUUAUAAACUAGAAUAAAAAGAGCAUUUUGUAUAAAA
This is a messenger RNA of Scylla paramamosain (green mud crab), 10291 nucleotides long. RefSeq names its product mucin-2-like. NCBI's taxonomy places the organism in Eukaryota, Metazoa, Arthropoda, Malacostraca, Decapoda, Portunidae. The record is from RefSeq and is a predicted model, not a curated record. Gene Ontology annotation, molecular function: metalloendopeptidase activity. The transcript is spliced from 17 exons. Gene Ontology annotation, biological process: membrane protein ectodomain proteolysis. The annotation marks the transcript as partial.